Oncorhynchus tshawytscha (Chinook salmon) is the source of this 4518-nucleotide messenger RNA. RefSeq names its product probable ribonuclease ZC3H12C. The transcript has 3 exons. The record is from RefSeq and is a predicted model, not a curated record. Gene Ontology annotation, cellular component: cytoplasmic ribonucleoprotein granule; nucleus. Lineage: Eukaryota; Metazoa; Chordata; Actinopteri; Salmoniformes; Salmonidae. Gene Ontology annotation, molecular function: RNA endonuclease activity; mRNA binding. The coding region runs from base 80 to 1660 and encodes 526 amino acids.
CAUCGUCUCUAACGACAACUACCGGGACCUGGCCAAUGAGAAGCCAGAGUGGAAGAAGUUCAUUGACGAGCGGUUGCUCAUGUAUACGUUCGUCAAUGACAAGUUCAUGCCUCCUGAUGAUCCUCUGGGUCGCCAUGGUCCCAGUCUGGAGAACUUCCUGAGGAAGAGACCAGUUAUCCCAGAACACAGGAAGCAGCAAUGUCCCUAUGGGAAGAAGUGCACUUACGGCCACAAGUGUAAGUUCUUCCACCCUGAGAGAGGCAGUCAGCCCCAACGCGCUGUGGCCGAUGAGCUGCGUGCCAAGAACUCCUCUUCAUCCUCUACCUCUUCCUCCAAAAUGGUGGGCGAGGCUCUGAUGGUGAAGAGUCACAGCAUGUCCAGCAGCUCCAGGGUAGACGGGAUCCCAGACCCCCACCAAGCUCCCCCAAAGAGACAGUCGGACCCCAGCCUUUGCGCCCCCUCCUACAACGACCUCCUGGAAGAGCAUCUGGGCAGGAGGACUAAAGCAGAGGCCCGCAGAGGGAGUAGCAGCAGUAGCAGCAGCAGCAGCCUCCUGGCUUCUGCUCCUGGGGGACCUCCUUCCAGCCACAGCUUCUCUCUUCAGGACUGGGGGAACACCUCCUCCAGAGCUCCAGGGCUGUCGGGGCUUGUUCACUCAAAGUCAUACUCCACCUGUGAAUCCCCAGAGCUAAGCUACCACUCCCUGAUGGGGGCUUACUCCAGCCUAAGCCUGGUAGUGCCGCGGAGCCCCGAUCGGCUGUUCCCAGCUGACCUACGGAUGGGCUCAAUGGUGUCUGACUGCAGCAGCGAGGGCAGCGUGAGCUCAGACUCCUUCUCCCCUGAUCCCCUGCUGGAUGACAGCCUCAAGUGCCACUAUCCCCACCCCCAUCACCACCAUCAUCACUGCCCUAGCUGCUACCCACAUCACCCCAACCACCCACCCCCUGGUUUGACCCAGCACCCCCAUGGAGGCUCCCACCAUGGCUACCCUCUAGCUCAGAGCAGCCUGGAGGAUCCUCCCUCCUCCCUCCACCACUUCAAGGCCCAGCUCUCCUACCUUCCUCCCCAUAUUCAGCAACCGUCUGUGGGGAGCCACUCUGGCUGUUCUGGGAACUACCCUCCCCAACCUCUAUCCCAGACCUCAAGCCCCCACUCCCACUCCCACUCUCACAGCUCUCCUCUGGGGCAUAACCUGGGGGGCUCCACCUGGCAGGACAACAACAGCCUCUACAAGCAAUCCCCUGUCCACCCAAGGAGGAUCUACCCUGGGCCAGGACAGGAGCAGCGACUGGCCAGAUGGGACCCCCACUACAAGCAUCUCCCCCAGGCCUGCUACGAGCCUUUCACUUUCCAGUCCCUGCCUGAGGGCCGCAAAAAACCCUGGCACUCGCCCUGGCCCAGGGGGACACACUCUCCCCAUCCUCAAUCCCUUUCCUCCUCCCAUCUUCCACCUCUUACCCACCACUCUACGGCCCCCCAGCACCAGGAGCCCCCUGGCCUGGGCAGAUACCAGGACGUGAGGGAGAAUGUGUUUGUCAACCUGUGUAACAUCUUCCCCCGAGAGCUGGUGAGGGUGGUGAUGGUGAGGAACCCCCAUGUGAUGGACGCCCAGCAGCUGGCUGCAGCCAUCCUGACUGAGAAGUCCCAGGCUGGCUACUGAGUACUGACACUACUGUUGCAGAGGAAAUAAGUGGCGUGCUCAACUCUAUAGUCUCCCCAAAACAUCUACGAUGCAGGGGAAGAUGCUUUAUCUUUUUCCAUCAAAUAUUAUUUGUGUUUUUUUUUCACUGCUCUGCUCGUUCAUUACUGUUGUGUGGUAUGAGAACACCUUCAGCACUUAAGGUCAGUAUUCCGGAGAUUCUGAAUGGGAUGUGUUGCUUUAAUUUAUUUAUUUUGUAAUAUAUUUUAAAUUAUUUCUAUAGCUUUUAAUAUUUUUUAAUGGCACUUUUGAUAGAUUUAUUUAUGAUUUUUAUUUUAUUUUUGGAAAUCAUAUCAUAGGGUAAGGAGGGCUCAAGUGUUUCAGGGUGCUUCAGAGUUAGGGAAAGUCCUGAGGUGUCAAAACAGGGUGAAUUAUGGGAUUCCAAAUCUAGGGUAUGGUUUGUCAUCAUAAAAUGACACUUCCAAACAUUUAAAUGUAAAGACAAAGCAAAUCCAUAAGUCCAAGCUACACUGAUUUCAUUUUAUCCCUGUCAUUUCUCAUUAGAGAAUUGUUAAAACAGGUGGUGAAUUUGAUAUCAUUGUUGAAAGAUUUGAUGAAUUUCCCCUUUAGAGAAGUGAAACGCAGGAACUCCAACUGUUAAAGGCCUGAUAAAGUUCAUGUGAAAACCCCAGAUUAUUGUUUACUCUUACAUACAGGAGCUAGUUCCUCUCUGGGGAGAGACCAAAAACUUACUUCACAGCAUGGAAGAUUGCGAUAUUGAUUUUCUUUUCCUUUUUUUACUCAUUUUUCUUUGUCCUCCAAAAAACAUUCUGGCCAUUGAAAUCAUAUCAAGAUGGUUCUUGAGGAUAUUCAAACUAGUGCAGGUGCACUGUUCGUUUAAACAGUUUUUUUAAUAUAUAUUUUCUUUUACGUAUGAAUGUGUUAAUUGAUUUGUCCCUUUGUCAUUUUCAUUAUGAGUAAGAGUAUUUUAGUUAAAGAGGGUAUCAUUACAAGAGAAGACGUCUGGUGUAACCAUCCAGACAGACAGACAACUGUAACUUCAGUCUGUGGACAGGGUAUUUCUAGGCUCUACCUCCUGGCUUAGAAUCCAUUGCAAGUUGUCACUAUCACUGAGUGAAUAUAAUAAAUAUUUAGGCAAUGACACCUCUGUGCCUUACUCACACACAGCAGUCCAAAACACUGGACUUGUGUUGCCAAGGUAACCUGACCACCACAUACUUUAGUGAACAAGAGAAUGCCUCUCCUCAUUGAUACAAAUUGUAUCAUAUUAACUUAAACCAGAUCAUUGUUUUAUAUGAGAAUAUUUAUACAAAAGGUAUUUUGAGUAUAUGUGGCGUAAUUGGUCACAUUUGUUACUGUUCUAAAAUAUACUGAACAAAAAUAUAAACGCAACAUGUAAAGUAUUGAUCCCAUGUUUCAUAAAAGAUCCCAGAUAUUUUCCAUACGCACAAGAAGCAUAUUUCUCUCAAAUGUUUACAUCCCUGUUAAUGAGCAUUUCUUUUUUUGCCAGGAUAAUCCAGAUGUGGGAUAUCAAGAAGCUGAUUAAACAGCAUUAUCAUUACACAAGAGCAACUUUUGUUCAGUAUAUAUUUUGGGAUUUUAAAAAAUUGUGUUUUAAGAAGUAUUUGUGAAAGAAAAGGGCAUCAAAUGCAAUUUCUUCAAACUACUGUACUGUGAUUGAUGAUCAGCAUACAGAGAGGACAGAAAAGGUAUGUGAUAUCUGGGUUCCUUGGGACGUCCCUACCCCAUUGAAGUUGACAUUUGAAAUGGUUAAGGUUUGGGUUAGGUAAUGGUUAGGAUGGAGGUGAGGGUUUAAGGUAGGGAUGUCCCAAGGAUUCCGGAUAGCACUGAUCGACAGGAAAAGGUGGGUUGUUGUUUUAUUAUUGUUGAACUGAAAUUGUGUUGGGUGGUCUCAGUCAUGUGAGUGUGACUGUGGGGGUCAGCUUUAUGGUGAAGCCAUUAUUUGUUCACAAUCAGCCUCUAUUGACAGUCAUGAUCUUUCUCUUAAUAUAUUUCUGUACAGUGGUUCUCAGCUCUCUCUUCAAACUAAGGCUAUCCCUUCAGAGGAUCAGUGGAACACCGCUGACUGGACAAAGACAGCACUUAGUCUCUGGAACCAGUUUCUCAACAUGACAACAGCCAAAAGUGCAUUUUUUUAGCUGAGCAACGUGUAGCACCUUUCUAGGGCACUAUGUGCCAGUGUGCUUCUGUGUGUGGCAGAGUAUUAAAUGCCUCUACAUGGCAUUGUGCUUCUUUUAACCACAUCUGAUGAUAGUCUGAACCAUGUUCAGUUAAAAAAUGUAAUAUUUUUCCAUGUUCAGAUUUUUUAAAGAGAUGUUUUUGGAAUUCUGUGUGAGGUUUUUAAUUUUUUAUCAGCAUUAAGAUAUUUGAGGGGAAUUGUUUGGGUGGUUUUCCUCAGUGUCACUGGAUAUGGCCUGUGCUGUACUCUACUGUUAAUCUCUGCUAUAAUGAAACACCCUUUGAUGAGGUGACUUGUUCGGUUUGCAGACAGUGUAUGUAUACUGUAUGUCAGUGGAGGCUGCUGAGGGAAGGACGGCUCCUAAUGAUGGCUGGAUUGAGUAAAUGGAAUGGCAUCAAACAUGGAAAUCAUGUGUUUGAUACCAUUCCACUUAAUCUGAUCCAGCCAUUAGCACGAGGCCGUCCUCCCCAAUUUAGGUGCCACCAACCUCCUGUGGUAUAUGUGCUGGUUUUUGUAUACAAUACUUGGUUGAAUUUCUUCCACCAAUUUUUUUAUCAUUUUGGAAUUUGGUUAAUUUUAUUUUAUUUCAUCUGACUGGUUAGUAUAUUAUUCUAUUUGACUGUUUGUUUCAUUGUGUCCGUCUGUAUCCAAGGCCUAC